AUGACCUUCUACAACUCUUACCCCGGCUUCCUCUACCGGCAAUUCCUAGUCUGCCCCCCCAAAGCCCCAUCCAGCACCUCCCUCGACAACAAAACCGGAAUCAUCACCGGCUCCAACACCGGUCUAGGCUACCAAGCCUCCGUUCAACUCUUACACCUCGGUCUCUCCCACCUAAUCCUCGCCGUCCGAAACAUCCCCAAAGGCGAAGCCGCCCGGAAAUCCCUCCUCGCCUCACUCCCCCCCACAACUAAACCCCCCACCAUCGAGAUCUGGGAACUAGACAUGGCGAACUACCCCAGCAUAAUCUCCUUCAUUUCCCGCGUCAAAUCCUCCACCCUCACCUUCGACUUCAUCCUCCUCAACGCCGGCAUCGCCAACUUCACCUACACCCUCAACCCAUCAACCUCCCACGAAUCCACCAUCCAGAUAAACUGGCUCAGCACAGCCCUACUAACCCUCCUCCUCCUCCCCAUCCUCGACACCCAAGCAACAAACAACCCCCACUCCCCCCGCCCAGUCCUCUCAAUAGUAAGCAGCGAAACAGCCGCAUGGGCUAAAUUCACCGAAGCCGAGAUAUCAACCACAUCCCAAACCACCCUCCUCUCAGCCCUAGACAAUGACUCCAACUUCGAUAUGGGAGAUAGAUACUACACGUCCAAACUACUCUACCAGCUCUUCUUCGUCGAGUUGUAUACCAACCAUCGAUCCGCCGCGCAGCGAUCAACGGGGGCGAUUCUUAACCUCGUUAACCCUGGGUUCUGCUACGGGUCGGAGUUACAUCGUUCGGCUGGGGGAGUGUUUGGGAGGGUGCUUGCUGGUGUGAAACGGGUGGUGGGGAGGUCGACGGCGAUGGGGGCGAGGACGCUGGUUCAUGCGGUUGUGUUGGCGGGGGAGGAGUCGGAUGGGAGGUAUUUGAGUGAUUGUAGAUUGGGGCCGUUUGCGGGGUUGGUGGGGAGUGAGAGGGGACGGGUGGUGCGGGGGAGGGUGUGGGAGGAGACGGUGGGGGAGGUGAGGGGGUGGUGCGUGUGGAUGUGGAUGGGUUGGUUGGGGGGAUUUGAGGUUUGCGUGGGUUGUGGGUUUUAUUCUUCUAUUUUCUGUUUUGAUCGCUAUUGUUGGUGGAAGGCUUGA
This is a messenger RNA of Aspergillus sclerotioniger CBS 115572, 1128 nucleotides long. RefSeq names its product NAD(P)-binding protein. Bases 1 to 1128 code for a protein of 375 amino acids. The transcript has a single exon. The record is from RefSeq and is a predicted model, not a curated record. Lineage: Eukaryota; Fungi; Ascomycota; Eurotiomycetes; Eurotiales; Aspergillaceae.